CGGAGCCCUAGUCGAUAUCGAGAUCCAACCAAACCAACUACUCUGCAUAUAUCUCUCUCAGGUUUAAAGUCUUUGAUUCUUGAAUGAUGGAGGCUCCUCCAAACAAGGAGAUAGCGUCGGCCCCUGUAUCGGUCUUCUGGGACAUGAAGAGGUGUCCGGUUCCCGAUGGCUAUGAUGCUCGUCGGGUGGGUCCAUGUAUUAAACGGACUUUGAGGAAGCAAGGCUACUCCGGUCCUAUCACCAUCACUGCCGUUGGCUCACUAGCAAAGGUCCCUCGUGACAUCCUUGAAGAGGUCACUUCCACUGGAAGCUCUCUUACGCACUCCCCCUACAGUGAAAAGGACAUGGUUUCUCUUUUCCUGUCUCUUGAUUUUGAGAUUGAGAGUGAACCGCCAUCUUCUAUUAUGGUCAUAUCCCGUCCAUCAGCCGCCACUCCUUUUAACUUCUCUCCUCAUCUUCGCAAGCUACGUCGGUCUGGAUACAAUUCUAUUUUCCCGUAUCCAUAUGAUUCUCCUCAAGAAGCUCAUCCACUCAUGCAAAGCGGCUCUGGAAUAGCUUUCUUCUGGCAGAUCCAGGGGAACUUGAUGAGGAAGAUAAGUGCACUGAAACGGGUGAACUUGCCACCUGGCUUUGCACUGUGUGCUGUCGCAUUGAGGACCCAGGUCCUGCUGGCCUAGGCAUUACUGGCCGAGGCGUUGAUAAUUUCAUCACGCAUCUCUCUACUCGAGAACAUGAAGUCAAGCUUUACCUAUGGUUUCCCCCCAGUGACUCUUACGUCCACGAGGAACUCAAGGGGUUCAAGGAGGAGUACCAGGGGUUCGACGAGGAGGACGAGGAAGCCAGAGUUGAGGCUCCUCUUGUUUCUUUUCAGACGCCCAUGGUGUGGAUGAGGAAAACCAGCAGGGAUGCAUACUCGUACAACAAGGAAGCGGUUGAAGCCGGAGUUGUGGCUCCCCUUGACUCUUUUCGGGUGAAUCCUACAACCAUGGUUUAAGAGAGAAAGCACAAGAAGAUGAGUGCGUGUGAAGAAGAAAGAAGAGGAGGAGGAGUGCAUGGCCCCUAGUGCUUUUUCUUCUUUUCUAUUGCCUUUCGUAUUGUGAAUGCUUUGUUUAUGUCGCGUUAAAACUUAUACUAUAACUUAAGCUUAUUUUUCAUGUCUCGUUCUUUUUUUGAGAUCGGACCGGAUAGUAAGUUUCAGAUGAUCAAUAAGGUGACAGUUCAUUAUUCACCUUACAAUAUGGUUAUACAUUAAUUGACAAAUGAAUUCGUUUACUAAGAUUAUGAUUAUGAAAUGGUAUCUAUUGCAUCCGUAUUGAAAUGGAAUCUUCACGACGACUGAGAUUUUGAAAUUACUAGGAAGAGAGAGAGAGAGAGAGAGAGUGACUAGAGUAGACCUAGAAGAAUGAGCACAAAAUCAAUGGCGUCCGCUGAAGACCUCCGUCUUCUCGCACUCAUCGACUCCGCUUUCUCCGAUUACCUACUCUAUCAUCAUCAACAACUUCCCGGAAUAAAAAACAAGACCGAGCAACCACCGUUCGAGCCCUAGCUAAGCAAUUCCUUCCUUUCCUCAACAAAUCGAUUUCGCUGCUGCCGAAACGCCUCUCCGUCGCGAAAUCUGAUGACGGAGCUCGCGAAUCCGCCUUGGGUUUGUUCCACGUUUAUGAGCUUUCGAUUGCUUUAGAAUUGGUCUCCGCGCAGUUAGCUUGUAAGCCUCAUACCGUUCAGUCUCAGAGGCUGCGGAUGAUUUAUUGUCUCGAUGUUUGGGGUUUGUAUGAGAAUGUUUAUGCUGAAGGGUUUACGGUUCUGGAGAAGCUAAGAGGCGGCUCUGAUUGCAAAUCCCGGAAGUCCCGGUUGUUACCUGAGGUUCAUGAUGGUGAGGCGGAGCUGGCUUUGGUCGUUGUUGAUGCGGUGAAUGCCAUUAUUAAGGCUGUGGCAAUGUGUCAGCACUUAGAAGAUAAGCGGUGUAGGAAAGUCCUUCUUUUGCUCGAGGAGGUUACACCCUGGUUUAGGGUCUUAGAUGCUAAGGCGAGUGAAAAGUUGCACAGAGGGAUCGUGGCAAGUAUGGGUUAAAGAGGCUGAGCAUUUCGAUGAGGAUUUGGUGCUGUCUUUCUGCGACUUAACUGUGAAAGAACACUAUAAAUCUGCAUUGUCAAAAGAUCGAAUUUAUAAGUUUGCUCGCGAGGUGCUUUCUGUUCUGUUCGGAUUGAAGUAUAGAAAAAUGUCAGUGAUCAUUGACAUUUCAAUGGCUUUGUUGCGCAGCUUAACUUGCCAAUUUGAGAUCAGUGCCCAUGUAGUUGAAGUUGUAAUUGCUAGUCCAUGGAUCCGAUCUCAAGAACUCAAGAACUCAAGUAUCUAAUUGCGACGCUUUACAAUAUCGGUAUCGUAUUGUACAGAGAUAAGGAGCUAAAUAAGGCGUGUGAGGCGCUUGAGCUGAAUUCCAAGGCAUCAUGGAGAUGUGUUGAACUACAUUGUCAGAUGUUUGUAAAUCAGUCUAGUUCAUCUGAUACUGACUUGUCAGAAGAUGCCAUUAUGGAUUUUGUGGGCGAAGCAUGUAAGAGGUGUGCAUUCUACCUGGAUAUACUCCAGCAAUGUAGCAGAUGUAAGAUUAGACAGAGUAUUGUUCAUAUUCUAGAAAAUUGGUUGUCAGCUGAACAUCUGAUUAGAAGGUUACAAGGCCCUGAGGCAAUUGUUAAGCAGUGGGUUAAGAUAGAACGGGAAUGUCACACGAAUCUGGAUGCGGCUGAUUCUUGUACAACUUUGUACUCACUGUUAUUAUCUUCUCCAAAAAAGUCAAAGCGUGGUAUCGGAAAAAUCCUAGAGCAUGUUCGGAUCCUAACAACCUUUCAGUUUAUGUUUGAAUAAAAGUUUGCGCAUGUUCUAACUUGACGGGGCAUGCUACUAGAAAUUCCCUUGGAUACUUAAUUGGUGAAUGUACCUUUACCUAUAAAAUUGGCGAUCCUGAUUUGUUUUUAAUUUUAUUUUCUCUUUUCUAUAAAUGCUUGCAGGAGCUUCUUGCCUAUGAAAAAAUGUUCUCAUUAAGUUCAAAUCUAGGUCAAGUAACGCGAAUCACGAUAGCAGAUAUCCUUUUGAACGAUGUUUAUGUCACUGAGGAUAUGCAUAUAGAGAGAGCAAGAAUCUUAAUAUGGAAAGCACGAAUGACAAGGACAUCUGGAACUGAACAUCUAAAUGAGUGCAUUUGUUUACUGUCAGAAGCAAUAUCUAUACUGGAUGAGGUACAUCAUGGGCCAAACAAAGAGGGUACUCCAUCUUCUCACAUGUUACCUAUUGCGUAUUGCUUGAGGGCUUUCUGUACCCAGGAAGCUGAGCCAAACUCGAAGAAAGUUUUUCAAGAUAUUAGAACUUCACUAAAUCUCUGGCUGAGGAUUCUUAGCCUAGAUGAUAGUGGGGACAGUCUACCAACAGAGAACAUAAUUCCGUUACUGUAUAAUAUGACUGAUUUGAUGUCAGUGAAGGGAUGUACAGAGCUCCAUCAUCAUAUAUACCAGCUGAUUUUCAGAUUGUUUAAGUGGAAGAAUGUCAAAUUGGAGGUCUGCCUUGCAAUGCUGUGGGACUGUAGAAGGCUUAGUCAUGCCUUAUGCCUUUCCCCCAUAAGUGUUACCUUUAUCCGGACCUUAUCAGAGAAUUGUGGUGACAAAUCUACAUGCAUUCAUUUCUGGAUAGAUUGCUUGAAAGAUUCAAAAGCAAAGUUAAUUGGGUUCCAGCAGAACUUCCAUGAUUUACAUAAUAAUUUCUUGCGUGCCUCCAAUAAAGACGAAGGCCCCUUUCAAUCAGACAUCACAACUGAUGAUAUUAAAGAUGCAGCUUCAGAACUCAUUUCAAGUGCUCUUUCAUAUGCAAAAGAAGCCUAUAGGAUACGGACUCUUAUACUUCACCAGAAAUUUAAGUAUUCAGCUGAGAAGCAGUUCGAAAAACACAACGACGCUGGAAAAAUAUCAAAGAUGCGGACUUUUGGCAUAAAAAACUUCCAAGUCUACAGCUGGGUAGCAACUGAUUUUUGGCCAUGUGGAAAUUUUCUCUGGGACGUCAAUUGCUGCUACCUAAGUCCUUGGAGUGUACUCCAAUGUUAUUUGGAAAGCACCCUUCAGGUUGGAAUUCUUAAUGAUCUAAUAGGGAAUGGACUGGAGGCAGAAACCAGUCUAUCAUGGGGAAAAGCCAUUUCAUGCUCGCAAAGUCUAUUCCCUUUUGCAGUCGCAUUUUCUUUUUUUGAAUUUAAUGUUAAAUUAUAUUCAAAAGAAAAAUAAAACGUUUUUACAACUUGUGCAACAUAGUUUGAAGAAUAAAUGUGUUGAAAAUAUUAGAAUAGAUAAGAGGUGUUAGGCUCGAGAUUGCAUCCAG
This is a messenger RNA of Camelina sativa (false flax), 4356 nucleotides long. Lineage: Eukaryota; Viridiplantae; Streptophyta; Magnoliopsida; Brassicales; Brassicaceae. The record is from RefSeq and is a predicted model, not a curated record.